This is a messenger RNA of Raphanus sativus (radish), 1650 nucleotides long. Its product is annotated as plant UBX domain-containing protein 16-like. Bases 56 to 1528 code for a protein of 490 amino acids. The transcript has a single exon. Gene Ontology annotation, cellular component: nucleus. Gene Ontology annotation, molecular function: ubiquitin binding. Gene Ontology annotation, biological process: proteasome-mediated ubiquitin-dependent protein catabolic process. NCBI's taxonomy places the organism in Eukaryota, Viridiplantae, Streptophyta, Magnoliopsida, Brassicales, Brassicaceae. The record is from RefSeq and is a predicted model, not a curated record.
CUAUAUAAACAGACACAAGCUCUACAACCUGUUGAUAUCUCUCACAACAGCAACAAUGGGGAUACCGUUUUCGAGCACAAACCGAGUGAUAACAGAUAGGUCGCCGCUUUACGAAGAAAUCAAUCUCUUCCUCAACAACGAAACCCCUCAAACACUUUCCACGAAUCCUAUCGAACAACAACAUGAAGAUCAACUAAUCUCUUCUUUUCUCGAAGUCGCUGUCGGCGAGACUGUACAAACCGCAAAAAGGUUCUUGGAGACAACGAACUGGAAUAUAGAAGAAUCCAUUAAUUUGUUUCUCCUCGACAAGAACUAUAUGGAACCGUCCAUGUAUAAUGAAGAUCAUGUCGCGAAGCAAAAUAACGAGUCAACGACGUUCGAUGAUGGAGAAUCAAAUUCGACAUUGUCUUCCAUGUAUCGUCCUCCUGUAGACUUGCUUUUCGAUGGUCGUACGUUGGAAGAAGCGAAAUCAACUUCUUGUACGGAGAAUCUAUGGUUGCUAGUGAAUCUCCAAUCCAAAACAGAGUUUGCUUCUCACACGCUCAAUCGUGAUUUAUGGUCCAACGACACCGUUUCAGAAGCUGUUAUGUCCAGCUUCCUCUUGUGGCAGGUCUAUGAUAAUACAAUCGAAGGGGAUAAGAUCUCGAACUACUACAAAAUCGACUCUCCUCCACCUGUGGUGCUUGUAAUCGAUCCCGUCACUGGUCAGAAGAUGCGUAUGUGGAGCGGUGUGAUUGAAGCUCAGAGUUUUGUGGAGGACUUGUCGUGGUUUUUGGAGGCUGGUCCUCAUGAGCACAUUGCUUCUCUGAUAAGGAAAAGACACCCUGAAACGGAGGAGGAUCACACUUGUUCCACAAGCAACAACACUGAUCAUGUUCUGGCUCCUUCUUGGGGCGAAGAGUGUGAAAACAGAGAGACUUGGUCUCCAAGCAACAGCAAUGCUAACAUGAUUGCUUCUUCUUGGGGGCCAAGAUUUGAAGAGCCUGAAGAAGUAGAGAAGGAAGAGAAUGGGUUUGACAACAAGGAGACUUGGUCUCCAAGAAACAGCAAUGAUAACAUCAUUGAUUCUUCUUGGGGGCCAAGAUUUGAAGAGUCUGAAGAAGUAGAGGAGGAAGAGAAUGGGUUUGACAACAAUGAGACUCGGUCUCCAAGCAACAACAAUGAUAACACCAUUGCUUCUUCUUGGGGGGCAAGAUUUGAAGAGCCUGAAGAAGUAGAGGAGGAAGAGAAUUGGUUUGAGUUCCAGGAUUUAACAGAAGAGCCAAAAGUAGAUUGUGAUAAAAGCGUUGUGUGCAGUGUCUGUGUUCGGUUUCUAGAUGGGAGAAGAAGGCAGAGAAGGUUUCUCAAGAGCGAACCUGUUCAGCUUCUCUGGUCUUUCUGUUAUUCUCACAUGGAAGGAUUUGAGAGAAAGGCAUUUAAACUGGUACAGGCGAUUCCUGGUGCUCCCAAGACUCUUGAUUAUGGAGUUAAUGCGACUUUUGAGGAAUCUGGACUCGCUAAUUCAAUGAUCUCGGUUGCUUGGGAGUGAAGAUUUCGAGUUUUAGUUUAACCUUUACCUUAAAAGUUAAAAGACAGAAAUGGAUUGUGAGUUUGGUUCAAGCGUAUUGCUGUUCUUUUCUUGUUCUUAAUUCAUUGUAAUGAAUCCAUCAA